Dovyalis caffra is the source of this 2988-nucleotide messenger RNA. Lineage: Eukaryota; Viridiplantae; Streptophyta; Magnoliopsida; Malpighiales; Salicaceae. The record is from the annotation of a GenBank genome assembly.
AUGGGUGAAAAUAAUAAUUUUGAAGAACAGAACAAACUCCCUGAGCUUAAGCUAGAUGCUAAGCAGGCUCAAGGGUUCCUCUCAUUUUUCAAAACCCUACCCCAUGACCCUAGGGCGGUUCGAGUCUUUGAUAGAAGGGACUAUUAUACAGCUCAUGGUGAAAAUGCGGUCUUCAUUGCAAAGAUAUACUACCACACAACCACUGCGCUGCGCCAGUUGGGUAGUGGAUCUAAUGGUCUUUCUAGUGUGAGCAUUAGUAAAAAUAUGUUUGAAACAAUUGCCCGGGAUCUUCUUUUGGAGAGAACAGAUCAUACUCUUGAGCUCUAUGAAGGGAGCGGAUCCAAUUGGAGACUAGCGAAAAGUGGGACACCUGGAAAUCUUGGCAGUUUUGAAGAUGUUUUGUUUGCAAACUAUGAGAUGCAGGAUUCUCCUGUGGUUGUUGCACUCUUUCCAAACUUCCGUGAAAAUGGGUGCACAGUUGGGUUGAGUUAUGUUGAUUUAACAAAAAGAGUUCUUGGGCUGGCUGAAUUUCUAGAUGAUAGCCACUUUACAAAUGUGGAGUCAGCUUUGGUUGCCCUCAGUUGCAAGGAAUGCCUGUUGCCCAUGGAGAGUGGCAAAUCCAGUGACUGUAAAACUCUACAUGAUGUUUUUACCAGAUGUGGUGUGAUGUUAACUGAGAGAAAGAAAAAUGAGUUCAAAACAAGGGAUUUGGUGCAGGAUCUUGGUAGGCUAGUCAAAGGUCCCAUCGAACCUGUUAGAGAUCUAGUUUCUGGUUUCCAAUUUGCACCUGGUGCUUUAGGAGCAUUAAUGUCUUAUGCAGAAUUACUUGCAGAUGAGAGCAAUUAUGGUAAUUAUAGCAUUACAAAGUACAAUCUUAACAGCUACAUGAGGCUCGAUUCUGCUGCCAUGAGGGCACUGAAUGUCCUUGAAAGCAAAACUGAUGCAAACAAAAAUUUUAGUUUAUUUGGUCUCAUGAAUAGAACUUGUACAGCUGGAAUGGGAAAAAGAUUGCUUCAUAUGUGGUUAAAACAGCCUUUAAUAGAUGUAGAUGCAAUCAACUCCAGACUGGAUUUGGUGCAGGCAUUUGUGGAGGAUACGGCACUUCGCCAAGAUCUGAGACAGCAUCUAAAGAGAAUCUCAGAUAUUGAGCGACUGAUGCACAUUGUUGAGAAGAGAAGAGCUGGCUUGCAGCAUAUUGUGAAACUUUAUCAGUCAAUUAUAAGACUGCCAUACAUUAAAAGCGCUCUGCAACGAUAUGACGGUCAAUUUUCGUUACUUAUCAAGGAAAAGUAUUUGGAAUUCCUUGUAUUGUGGACAGAUGGUGAUCACUUGAAUAAGUUCAUUGCUCUUGUGGAAAAUGCUGUUGACCUUGAUCAGCUUGACAAUGGGGAAUACAUGAUUUCACCAAGUUAUGAUGAUGCCUUAGGUGCACUAAAAGGAGAGCAGGAGUCAUUGGAGCGCCAGAUACACAAUUUGCACAGACAAACAGCUUCUGAUCUUGACCUUCCUCUAGAUAAGGGAUUGAAGUUAGAUAAGGGAACACAAUAUGGUCAUGUCUUCCGAAUUACAAAGAAGGAAGAGCCAAAAAUUAGAAAAAAGCUGACCACCCAGUUUAUUGUCCUUGAAACUCGAAAGGAUGGGGUGAAAUUCACAAACACGAAACUUAAAAAAUUAGGAGACCAGUAUCAAACAAUAUUUGAGGAAUAUAAGAGUUGUCAGAAGGAGCUUGUCGAUCGAGUGGUUCGAAUUGCGGCAACUUUCUCUGAGGUGUUUGAGAACUUAUCUGGCUUGCUUUCUGAAUUGGAUGUCUUACUUAGUUUUGCUGAUUUGGCUUCUAGUUGUCCUACUCCGUACACAAGACCCGACAUCACUCCAUCUGAGGUGGGAGGUAUUAUAUUAGAAGGGAGUAGACAUCCGUGUGUGGAAGCUCAAGACUGGGUGAAUUUUAUACCAAAUGAUUGUAAACUUGUGAGGAGAAAGAGUUGGUUCCAGAUGAUCACAGGGCCUAAUAUGGGUGGAAAAUCCACAUUCAUUCGGCAAAUAGGUGUAAAUAUUCUCAUGGCCCAAGUUGGUUCUUUCGUUCCCUGUAACAAGGCUAGCAUCUCUGUUCGUGAUUGCAUUUUUGCACGUGUGGGUGCUGGUGAUUGUCAAUUGCGUGGAGUUUCUACUUUUAUGCAAGAAAUGCUUGAAACUGCUUCAAUCCUAAAAGGAGCUACAGAUAGGUCAUUGAUAAUCAUUGAUGAGUUGGGCCGUGGGACAUCAACUUAUGAUGGAUUUGGCUUAGCAUGGGCCAUAUGUGAACACUUGGUCCAAGUGAUCAAAGCACCUACUUUAUUUGCAACCCACUUUCACGAGUUGACUGCAUUGGCUGAUGAAAAAGAUGACCAGGAUCCCCAUAUGAAGCAAAUUGUUGGUGUUGCAAACUAUCAUGUCAGUGCACACAUCGACCCAUCAAAUCGCAAGCUGACCAUGCUAUACAAGGUGGAGCCAGGGGCUUGUGAUCAAAGUUUUGGUAUUCAUGUUGCAGAGUUUGCAAACUUUCCUGAAAGUGUUGUUGCCCUUGCCCGAGAAAAGGCAGCUGAAUUGGAAGAUUUCUCUCCUACUGCAAUCAUUUCAGAUGAUGCUAGAAAAGAGUGUUAUGUAGUGCCAAUGUCAUGUGAUGCCUUGACGCUUCAAUUAGUGUCAACAUUUGAAGGGUUGUACCACUCUGGUUUGACUUCUCCUUUUAACAAAGCAAGCAUCAGAGUUUACAUUCUAGAGUGUGUUGAGACUUUAGUCACAAAAUUUCCCUAUGAUUUGAACUUGGUUGGAUCCAAACGAAAGAGGGAGUGUGAUACAGAUGAUAUCUCAAAAGGCACAGCUCGGGCUCACCAGUUUCUGAAAGACUUCUCUGAUUUGCCAUUAGAAACUAUGGACUUGAAGCAGGCUCUGCAACAGAUAAGCAAUCUGAAAGAUGGCUUGGAGAAAGAUGCAAGGUCAGUUGUGUAA